Messenger RNA from Spodoptera littoralis (African cotton leafworm), 2619 nucleotides. The record is from the annotation of a GenBank genome assembly. NCBI's taxonomy places the organism in Eukaryota, Metazoa, Arthropoda, Insecta, Lepidoptera, Noctuidae.
AUGAAAUUUUGUGGAAUAUCUAUGAACAUGAAUAUUUACAAAAUUAUAACGCUUACUUCCAUUCUUAUUGGAAUAACAAGUGCCAGUAUUUAUGGCAGUGAAAAUGCUAUCAAUGGCAUAAACAAAGUGCCUAAAGUAGAGGGACAAGACAUCAUUACUUGGUGUACCACAUCACUACUGGAGAACCAGAAAUGUGAGAAAUUGGCACAGUCAGUUUUACAGGACAAGGGACUCUUUGGAAAGGAUUUUAUUGAGCUGAAGUGUAGACGAGCUUUUGAUACAGAGGAGUGCAUGACAUGGGUGGACCGAGGUGAAGCCUCCUUGCUUGGUUUAGAUGCUGGAGAAGUAUAUGUUGCUGGCCGCUACCACUCUCUAGUGCCCAUACUACAAGAGCUAUAUGGUGCGGGCAAGCCUUACCAAUAUUCGAUAGCAGUGGUUCGCAAGGGUGCUUUACCAUCAAUACAACCUGGCUAUGGACUGUCAGGACUUCGAGGGGCCAAGGCCUGUUUCCCUGGUGUCGGAGCUCUUGCCGGCUGGGUCAUGCCCAUACAUGUUUUAAUGCAAGAAGGAGGUUUAAAAAUAACAGACUGCAACAAUCAUGUGAAAUCAGCUAUAGAGUUCUUUGGUGACUCCUGCGCACCUAACUCCUUGAAAGAUAUGUACAAUCCCAUUGGAGAUAACUCUGACAAAUUAUGCAAGCUGUGUUCGGGCGGGGCUGGGAUACGAUGUACGUUGGCAGAUCCUUACGCUGGUUACGAAGGCGCACUGCGUUGUCUCAUUGCCAAUAACUCGGGAGAUAUCGCCUUCGUUCGCGACACUACUGUACAACAUGCUUUGCUGUCCCACCAAAUACUUGGUGGUGUAACAGAAGAUCAAUUCGAGAUAAUCUGUCGAGAUGGAUCACGACGUCCUGUGACGGAUUCGGAGAACUGCAACUGGGGUCGAGUCCCGGCUGAUGCCAUCGUCACCAGCAGUGCUGUGUCUAUGGAACAGAGGAAAAAAUACCAAGACUUUUUACAAGUGAUAUACCAACUAUAUGGAGAACCGAACCCUCUUAAUAAGAACUACAAUAAUGUAACGAAUGGUUACCAAAAUGGUGGUUAUAACCCCUACUCGUCUACUGAGCCUUCGCGGUUUCCAUUCGACAGUUUCAACAGAGAUAAUAGAUUAAACAGUAACUUCAAUAACAGACAGAAUGAAUUUGAAGAGGAUAUGAAUAAUAAAGCAAGCACUAUGCCGCCUUUCAAGAACCGAGUGGACUCGUCAGGACAACCUAUCGAAUCAAUAUUUCAGCUUUUCAGAUCCAACGAAACUACGGAUUUGUUGCUACAGGACGCAACAAUAAAUUUCCGAGUACUAAAAGAAGAGGAACAGGCGGCUAAACAUAUACUAAACAAUAAGUUCGUAGGCGGGCAAGCAGAGAACGCAGUGCUAGCCAUCCGAGACUGUCCUAUAAAGCGAGCCACGCUGUGUGUCACUAGCGACCAGGAGAUGGACAAGUGUCUUAAAAUGAGAGUGGCCCUGAAGGCAGCGUUCCUGUCGCCCACGCUGGUGUGUUGGCGCGGGCACAGUACGCGCCACUGCGAGCGCGCCAUCGCGGAGGGCGCGGCCGACUUCGCGCUCUUCGACGCCGCUGACAUGUUGCACGCCGCCAACAUGCAUCGACUGGUGCCUUUUAUGCAGGAGAUCUACUCAAGCGGUGACAACUGGUACUAUGCAGUGGCUGUGGCCAAAGAACAAGAUCCCGAUACAGACCUAACGUACUUGCGCGGGAAAAAUGCUUGCCACACUGGACUGGGGAUGGCCGCUGGAUGGGUGUUCCCGCUUGCUUACCUCAUAUCUAAUGGAUGGAUCAGGUCAUACGGUUGCGACGGAGCGCACGCGGCGGCGGAGUACUUCACCAAGUCGUGCGCGCCCGGCGCACUCAGUGCCGAGUACGUGGACUCCGGCACCGUGCCGCACGAUAACCUAUGUCAUCUCUGUCAUGGCGCGUCCUUCAGGCGCUGCCGUCGCGACGCUAGUGAAGACUACUUCGGCCAUGUAGGCGCGGUGCGUUGUAUGGUAGAGGGAGGUGGGGACGUGGCCUUUGUCCGUCACUCGGCUCCAGCUGAAGUGUCUGCUGGAAGACGUCGGGAGUGGUGGGCCAGAGAUCUCUUACCCGACGACCUGCAGCUAUUAUGUCCUGAUGGUACUCGCGCAAAAAUGCAUGAAUACAAGCACUGUAACUUAGGCAAGGUGCCUGGAUCGGUUCUAAUGGGCAGACCUAACCAUACAGAGUUGGAUACAUACUCAAACUUGAUGGUGUAUGCUCAGCAAUUCUAUGGAGCUGUUACUACUGAUGAAUUCAGUUUCAGCAUGUUCUAUUCUCAACCGCCUUACUCCGAUCUUAUAUUCAGCGACGUGGCUGUACGCCUGAAACCUUUGGCUCACAGCAAACGAUCAGCUGAAAUUGUAGCUGGCCCAGCAUUAAUAAGAGCAGCUCGAAUUGUCUCCUGUGAUGCUCCACAAGCUUCAUAUUACGUAGCGUCCGAUCCUGACUUCUUGUCCCAUGCAUACAGCAACGGUGUAAUGGGACAUCUAUUAGGAAUUUCCCUAUUUUUCUUAGCUUUAUUAAGAUAG